Molecule: messenger RNA, 12241 nt
Organism: Pecten maximus
Lineage: Eukaryota; Metazoa; Mollusca; Bivalvia; Pectinida; Pectinidae
Biological process (GO): regulation of transcription by RNA polymerase II
Molecular function (GO): RNA polymerase II transcription regulatory region sequence-specific DNA binding; DNA-binding transcription factor activity, RNA polymerase II-specific
Source: RefSeq, a predicted model, not a curated record
UAAGAGAACUUCACGUCUUAACUGCGACACCGGACGUCACAUAAUGUAACUCACUGGCUCGUUUCAGUCGACUCCAGUCUUGAUAUCCCCGCACAAAUAGGUCCCACAUGUAAAGUCAGCUAAUCCAAGUCGGUAGAAGUUCUUCCUUUAGACAGACAGAUAACACGGUCCGCUCAGAUUUACAUUGUUAGGCUAAUAUCUGACUGAAAUAAAUAGGCCAUUUGCGCAGAAAGAACGCUGUGACGAGAAAAAUACUCGGUCACGUGAUUGUGGUAUGGAUAUAUAAACCGCGAAAGAGGCCGAGUUGCUUCUUUGUUCGCUGAGCACAUGGUCGAUGGUUUGUGCUGUGAAUGAUCUUGUUAAUAUCACCUCAGUUUGGCGUUCCAAAGGCGUUAACUUUGCUGUCUAAGAUGAAGGCUGACUUGAAUUGGUCCUGCUGCUGGUAACUGGGUAAAGGCUGAAGGCAGUCCAGAUUGGGCUGAAAAAUGGAUGUGUCUGACCCUGUUCUUCUUUCUGAUCCAUCCAUAAGUGAAGAUGUGAAUAUGGAUUCAAAGCAGGAUGAAGUUGACGGAUCACCUAUAUCGGACGUAACAGAUGGAGUUUCGCAAAGUACUACUGAAGGAGCAGACCGCUCACAACCAGCAAAAGAGUUAAAUGUUGUACAUUCCCUGACUAUUUCUGCUGCUUCAUUACAAAAGGAUCAAAGUCAAGAGGAAAAUCGUAAUGUCUCUAGUACAACCAAACCAAACGAAAGAAUUUUGAUAUCUGAACCAAGAAGCAUAUCAGAGUGUGAUGAUGGAGAAACAAAUCUUGUUAUUGACUUUGGAGAAGUGAAUCAGUUGGCAGAUGACGAUGAAGAUAAUGUAGAGAAGACAGAAAUUGAUGAAAAAAUGUCAGCUAAAAGUGGGGCUUUAAUGUAUGAUAAUAACGAUACAAACAAAAUAUCGGAAGAAAAAAUGGAUACAAAUGACAAAGAACAAAAUAAAGAUGAGGAUCCGGAGUCCAAGUCUGCACCAGUCAUUGAAGUUGUGAGUAAAGAUAUCGGAUUGGAUUAUUUUGAAAGACUUGAAAAUAGUUUGCGUGAGUUGGAGAAGCAAAUGUCAAGUUCUGGCGAUUCAGAAAAUCCUGAACAAUUGUUAGACUCGGGUAGUACUGUAAGUGGAAGUACUCUAUUACAAAAUGGUUCGGAGAAAGCCCAAGAUAUCUCUACUGUGGAAAUGGAUAACAAGUCAGAAGAUUCGAAGGGAUAUAUUGACGCAAAAAAAAAGGAAAAAGACCCAGUUGUAGCACCCUCUGAUGUUUUAUCUGGUAAUAAUGUUGAUUCAGAAACGCAAAAGGAUAGUGUUGAUAAAAUGGAAAAACCAACAAAAAACAAGCAUGAAGUCAAAUUGUCUGCAGAAAAUGCAAAUGCUAUGUGGUCAAAGAUUGGAAUGAUGCGUUGCACAAGCUGCUCCUUUACAACUGACCAGGAAGCUAUGUUGAACUCUCAUACAGUGAUAUGCAGUAAACGAAAAGUUGUGAAAGGAGAAAUUAAUUUCAAAUACAAAGCAGACCGCUAUGGAUGUGAAGCAUGCCUUUAUACAACAAAGAGUGUACGGAACUUCGAGGAACAUGUAGCUUUUCAUUUGCUUGCCCAGCCUUAUAUCUGUUUGAAAUGUGUUGCUACAUUUGAGAGUAAAUCUGCAAUUGAAAAUCACGUUAGUACCAUACAUUGCGAUGAGAUGGUGAAAUGUGGUUUACGAGGAUCCAAAAAAAUCAGUCACAUAAUAGGAAUGUUGCACAAAGAUUCUAAGUUCUCAUUCACAGGAAGAAUGUUGGAUAAAAAGGUUUGGAACAUGUCUAUGGCAUCUACAACAAAGGAUCAAAAUACACAUGGAAAGGUUCAAAACACGUCUCUUCUGAAGAAAAUUGAACGACCAGCGAUUAUUCAGCAAAAGAACUUUAUGAAAACCAGUCCUUCAAAGAAAGAUUCUUUUCCGUUAGAACCAUUAGAGAAGACGGAGAAAACUGCAUCUGAGAUAGUUACUACUACUGCUAAACCAGUUCCAAUUCAGAGUAGUAGUACUGCUAAACCAGUUCCAAUUCAGAGUAGUAGUACUGCUAAACCAGUUCCAAUUCAGAGUAGUCCUCCAAUAGUGCCCAAGGCCUGCAUCACCACUUCCUCCGCACAACUUCCAGGUGUCCAGACUUCUACAGGAGGGCUAAAUGUCUCCUCAUUCAUCCUUGUUCCAGUGACGAUGGCACCGAAGCCCCCUCCACCGGUUGUUCAGCCAAAUAAACCGCCUGGAUUGGUAUCGAUUUUAGGGUGCCUACAACCCUUCUUUAAAAGACCUCAACAACAAAUGAUUGUAAUGAACCAAAAUAAUGUGCGUCCGACAACUUCCACACGACAGUUCAUAGUAUUGCCACCUACGACGAGUACGCCAACUUCCCCGGUGGUUCAUCCUCAAAAUAUUUUAAUUGACAAUCAGAAUCUUCAUUCUAGUAUGAUUCAAACACAGACAACCGUGCAGCAGAAACUGAUUUUGACAUCUCAACAACAAGCUGUCGUUUCUAGUACAAUUUCUCCCCAAUAUACAGUUUCUUCCCAAUUGAACUCGUCAAAGUCAAAUUCUGCUUCGAAGAACCAGUGUAUAUCCAUACAGUACAAUGAAGUGAGAAAAAGCAACACCCCUUCACAAAAAGAAGAUCCUAAAGAAUUGAGCGCUGAUGAGAAAUUGGGUACUGUCAUUGAUUUGACGGAGGGAAGUUCACAAAAUAGUUGUCGGAUUUCUUUCCGAAAGGAAGGAUCAUCAUAUAUCUGCAAGUAUUGUAAAGUGAAAACUGAAACAGAGGACGGUUUUAGUCGACAUGUUUGGAGGCAUUUUCACGGACAGCCUCAAAUCUGCAAAAACUGUCCAAACGACUAUUCGGCCGAUGACGUCGCAAAGUGUGCUCUCGUUGCGGAAGUAAUGAAAAAGUUAGUUACCUUUGAUGUUGAAGAGAAUAACACAUCCAACAAUGUUAUUGAGGUUGUGUCUGACGAUGACGAUCAUGUUGAAAGCCAACGACCUAUUAGUAACACUGACGCGCAAAUGGAAGGGUCGGAUAGCCAGGAAAACUCGACAAAUAGUGAAGAAGAUAGUGGUUUGCAAAUAAAGAUAGCAUCAACAUACAGUUUGAGCGAACCAUCGAAAUCACAGGCAGAUAUAAAUCCAGAGAAAGAAUCAGAACCGUCUGUGUUAUCAGAGGAAGUAAAGGAAGAUAGAAAUUCACCAUCAACAAUGAAAAAGAAAGACUCAGGAAAUAUAUUUGAAAAAAUGCAAGGAUCGAUAAAUGUUGUUGAUCAAACGUACAACAACCAUGACACCGGUAAAGACGACUCGCCAUCGUCCGACCAGAGAAGUGAAAAUGCUUCUCGUGGCAUUGCAAUUGAAAAUAGCAGAAAAUCACCUUCAAUAACGACAAGUUCAAGUAGAUCAUCAAUAGAAGCACCAAGUGCGACAGAAAUGACAGAAGUCACUGACGCGAACAAAGGAACCACUUCAGUUGAAAAGGUGAAAAAGACAACAGGUGCUGAGAAUACGCCUAAAUUUUCUUGUAAUGGAAGUUUCUAUGUGUGUGGCUUUACCGAUUGUCGCUUCUCAUGUAUUACAUCUGGUGAGUAUAGGGAACAUUUAAUGUGUUGGCACUCGGAUGCUGAAGAAUAUAAAUGUUCACAUUGUGGACACAGAAGUCUUACAGAAGAUUGUCAUUUGCGGCACAUGCUAACUCACUCAAAAGCAUCGUCUUUCAUUCUUUACACGUGCAGUUAUCCAGCUUGUCUUUACGGAACUAAUGUCGUAAAUUUGUUUCGGGAUCACUGGACAAAGUUUCACCCACAUACAAAGCAGUUCAAAUGCCGAUCAUGUAAAAUGAUGUUUCCCUCUGCCGAGGACCUCAUCACUCACAUACAGGCAAAUAUACUUAAAUUCGUUACGUGCCCACAUUGUACGGCCAAAGAUAGCAACAGGAAGACGAUCAUUGCACAUAUCAUUGAAGCACAUCCAGGUAAACCUCGACAGAUUACUGUUGCCAGCCAACUUGUAUGUCAAGAGAGAGACAACAACGAGUUUGCGGUUCCUGUUCCAGGGAUUCCAGAUAAACCAACCGAGGUCUCGCCCUGGCCAUCUGUGUAUAUGGACGACGCAAAUGAUGAUGAUCAUGGCGUAUAUGCAGAUUCUCCAGAUCAAAAUAACUCGUGUGAUGACACAGAGGCAGAUGAUGAACAACCGGACCAUUUUGAUCAACAAUCAAAAUUGUCGAAAGCAAAAGGUUCUCUCACGAAAAUUGCCGCCGAAGGUGACAUGCGUGAUGCAGUGAAAGUAAUGGCGCUGAACAAAUCAAAGUUAAAGUCCUUAAGUGCCGAGAUAAUUCGCUGUUCUGAGUGUUCAUAUCUCGCUUCAGGAAGAGGACUACUGCGGAAGCAUCUUUUUCUUCAUAAAAGGGGCAAGGAUGAACGGAAACGUCGGUUUUCUUGUCCUUGCUGUCCGGCAGCCAUGGACAAGCUUAGCAAGUUAUCAUGUCACAUGAAUCUACAUGAGGGUCAACACAAGGUAAAAGUUUUCUUCUGUACCUUAUGCGCAUUCAAAACGAAUGUGACAGAAUUUCUCAGCACACAUAUGAACAAAUCACAUAACUGCGAGAUAACGAAGGGAAUUAAUUUCAUUACCAAAGUUUUGAAAGUGUCAGUUUCCGCUUUCUUCUGUAACAAAUGCUUGUUUGGAACGCGGGAUCAAGAAGUAUUCAGACAACAUGAACUUGGGCAUAAUGAUGAUGAAGAGAAUGGUGUGACGACGGCACAAGAGCCAUCAUGCCAUGCAUCAUCUUCAUCUCCGGUACCGAAACCUCAACCAAAGAAACCAACGGUUAGAAAUACAUUCGGUGAAAAUCUAAACGAAGAAGACUUGGCUUCAGUAAAUCCUGGUUCGAGGAAGAGGUUUUGCUGUAAGCUUUGUGGUAAAUACUGCUCACGUCUACCAGCACUGAAGGCUCACAUGGCAUCGCAUGUACUUGAUGCAGAUCUAGAGGUCAUGGUAUACAAAUGUCAUUACUGUGCGUAUUCAUCAACAUACAAAGCAUUUGUAAGCAGACAUUGCGAAGAUAAACAUCCCGGGAAAAUCAUUCGCGUGAAACGUAGGGUGGACGUGAUAUCCGCGGCUGGUGAAUAUUUUCCACCACAUGGACAGGAAUGGCCAGAAUCUCCAGAAGAUAUGGACGACCCUGAAGACAUCGAAGUUUCUGACAUGUCAAUUUGUUCCCACCAUUGUGAUAUUUGUCCAUACAGUUGUGAUGAUGCUGCGGAAUUACUUCGUCACAAAAACUCUCAACAUCCUUACCCGGGAAUUCAGAAAACGUUCAUUGUUCCGAAUGGUAAUGUUUUCAAAUCGCCUGUAGUAUGUACAGAGUGCUCAUUCACCACUACGAGAAGAAUAGAUUUACUAAAGCACAUCAAGAUCCAUCCUGUUUUGUCUCCCUCUUAUGAGGCGCAACCAAAGGAGCAAAGGGAAUUGCUAAAAGUUGCUAUUGGGAAGAAAACCGCCACAACCCACUCGUAUGAGCCAAAUUCCCCAUCUCCAGACCCAGAUAGCGAACAUACACCAAGUCCUCAAAUGGAGGAUAAGAAACCCAAAUUAGCGGAAGAUGGUAGCCUGAUUCAAGAUGAGGUGCAAAAACCUAAAGUGAAAACACCAUUAUACUUCCUGGGAGGAGAUCUGCUUCAUUUGAAAUUAAAACCUUGCUUCAUUCAAGAGGAAUCAAAUUCUGAAUUCACAUGUAAACUUUGUCAGGAUACAUUUUCUGGUCGUUAUGUUCUCCACAAGCACAUACUCCAACACAUGGAUGUUUCCUUCUACAAAUGUGCAUACUGCAGUCAUGGUACUUUAGAAUCUCCCUCCAUGGUUGUCCAUAUACAAAAGAUACAUCGAAAGCCCAUACAACACGUUCAGAUGGAUGUUGCUGACCUGGAAAGUAAAAUCAACAAAGCUAUUCAUAGUAUCAAGGAGGAAGAAUACUUCGUCAGAAUGCAAGAUAGCAAUAGUGGUCACGCCAACACAGAUGGAAGAGACGUUGAUAGUGGGGAUGAUUUCCAGCCCUCUGAAAUCAAUUACCGUUCACCGUUUAAGACGAAAGUACCUCCGUUGACGAUCAAAACAUCGCCAUCAUAUGAUAUUGUGAAAAAGAAAUCCGCUUCGACCGCUAAAAAGUCGACAACAAGCAAACCCAAACCUAGUAUUGUUAUUAAGCCUUUACAGAAAUCACCUGUGUAUAAACCACCGGUAGAAGACAACCCAAACAUUCAGAGGAUGGGGGAUAUUUACAAAUGCAAAGUAUGCAGUUAUACAAGUACAUCACGAGCAACUGUGUUUAACCACUUGACAAUUCAUUCAGGAUUUCGAAGAUUCGGAUGCCCUUUUUGUCCAUAUCGCUCACACUGGAGACACGAUUGCCUGAAACAUAUUCGAACGCAUCAUCCAGGGAAACAAGGUCAGCCUACCGCGGACGAUCCUCCAGAGGAUUUUGAUAAUCAGCUGACCCUCAAACCCGAUAAAAGCUCUACAAGCCAAUCGGUACCAAAGGUACCAAAGCCACCGCCUCAACCAAAGCAGAUUUCAGCAACACUUGAAGGUCAACCACCAGUUGAAGGCGCAGCUGAAACAGAAAACACCCCCGAAUAUAGGCACGUUUUUAAAUGUCUUGUCUGCGAUACCAAAUUCAAAAGCAUUUGGUCUAUACAAAAACACUUUUCUAAGGAAUGUUCCCAGCCAAUGUUGGGUUGCUCCUCGUGCAAAUUUAAGGAUUUGGAACCAGGAACUGUAAAGCUUCACAUAGAAACAAAGCAUCCGGGAAGUGAAACAUCAAGAAUUGUGACAUUGAAAAGAGAAGCCAAAAUGAGAAAAUACACAAUUCCUACAUUUAAGAAACAGGAUUCUAAAGAAAGCGUUGACAGCAUUAGUGGGAAAAGUGUAAAGUCAGAAGGGGCAGACCAGGAACAAGCUGCACCUCCUCUAUUUAAUCCAACAUCCACCACUACUACUACCACCGAAAGCCAAUAUUCGAAGUUAAAAUCGCCAAUUCCAACAAGCACCAGCCUAUCUAUCUUGAUAAAGCGAAUAGGAAACCGUUACAUGUGCAAAGAAUGUGGAUUCAGCAAUCCAAUCAAACGAGCACUAAUGCGGCAUGUAAAGAAGCAUAGUAACGCUCGUCCGUUCGGAUGCACAUACUGUGAUUAUCGCUCGAACAACGAAUGCAACACGAAAAGACAUAUGAGAAGAAGACAUAUUGGGAAGCCAGUCCUUGUUAAAAGGUUAGAGCCGUCUCAGUGGUACUCUCCGAUUUCAAGUGAUCUGAAAUAUAGCCGUAAACCUUUUUCGGCUCAGACAACACCGAUACUAGAAUCACCGAGUGCUGACGACAAAGAGGGUGAUGUUGCAGAAGGGGAUGACAAUGCGGGUUCGGAAACUUCUACGAAUGUGAAGGCACGCGUGGAAAUAAGAUACUUCUGGAAAUGUUUGGAAUGUGGUAACAAAAGUAAUUCCGUUUCUAAUGCGUACAGACACUUGAAGAAAGGAACAUGUACCAAAACACUAUAUGGAUGUUCAGGAUGUAAAUUGAAAAAUACUGACAGAAAAGCAGUUGAGUUUCACCUUACUGAAAAGCAUCUAAAUAAGAAUGUACAGAUAACAAUUUGCCCAAACACAGCCAAGAUACGGAAAUACCACAUUCCAAUCAAAGUGGGAGGAUAUGUCACAAAGUCAGAAGGUGAUAUUUCUCAGUUUGACGACACCAGCAACAGCACGGCGAGUAUUGUGAGUAAUACAAAGACUGUUUCUAAGGAGAAUGGAGAUGUUCCAAAACAGAACAGCGAGAAAUCCCAGGUUGUGUUUUGUUCCGCUUGCAACUUGAAAGCUUCGAAUGCAAGAAUAUUUCAAAGUCAUAUGGAAUCGGAGCAUACAGGGAUGCUCAUGGUUUGCAAACAUUGUACUAUAUUCAGAACCGCGUUUGUGUCGAAAAUACAACAGCAUACAUGGGAAAGUCAUCCAGAGAUGCCGUUAAAAUUCUAUUUGAGAACCAAAAAAGGAAUACCUGAUGAAGAGAAGAGACCAUCGGAAAGAUACACGUGUGCCAAAUGCGAUUAUAUAGGAAAGCGAUCGUCUGUCCGUCAACACCUCUACUGUCAUUUUGAGUACAAACCAUACAAAUGUGGACAUUGUGGUUAUCAAACGAAAAAGAACGAUGGUGUAAGGCGUCACAUUGAGAAACAACAUAUUGGUAAACCUAUGAAGAUUUUAUUUAAGAGAAAUGCAGCCCAGGAACAGGAAAUUGAGAUGUUACUGGAUUCAAAUUCGCCUGUCAAACUCUCAUAUCAGAAGUCUCAUGCAGCAAGAUUGGCGAAAGAAAGUUUAUCAAAGCCGCCCAUCAAAACAAUCGCGACUCAAGUAAUAAAAAAGAACUUCCCAACUUUAGCGAACAUGAAAAAUGCUGCAGUAGAAGAUUUUAUUCCGAGCAAGAUGUACAAACCAUUCUUCAAUAACAAGGCUGGAAGGCCCGGCUUCACCUGUCUGCUUUGUCCAUACAAUACCUUCAUGCAGAACACGAUGAUAUCCCACGUUUAUCAUCAUAUGAACUCCAUCUACAGAUGCCCUUACUGUCCUAAUCACGGCUACCCAAGGAGUAGAGUGACGACUCACAUCCGGAAGCAACAUCCUGGCAAACCUGUGUAUGUUAUUGAUGAGAGGCAAAAUAAGGGGGGAUCCGCCAAUUCGACAGCUUCUUCAACAGUGACUUCCGAAUAUUCAUCAGAGCCCACAGAGAAACGUCGGAGGAUUGAUCAUUCGAGCGACAUCGAAGUCGAGGAAGAGUCGAACGCAGGAAGCACAACAGGAAGCAUUAAGGAGGAGACGGGAGUUAUCCAGUAUUCAUGUCACAUAUGUAGCUACUCAAGUCAGAGCCUGUACCACUACCGGCAGCACUUGGCAUCACAUGGGGGCUUUAAAUGGGUGACAGCCGGAACGCAGUUGGAGUCUCGUCUCAAGUGUGGGUAUUGCUCAUACCUAGCUGCUGGGGACAAGGACUUCAACACACAUAUGGAGAAACAUCUUGCCACAAGACCGUUUAGUUGUCCUUAUUGCGAUUUCUCACAAUACACACAAGGGAAAGUGAAGACCCAUGUUGCGUAUGCCCAUCCGGAUAAACCUGUUGAAGUAUCUAGAGAAUCUGGUAGUAGCUGUUUGAUCGAUGACACUCUACAAUUAGACUCUGUGACACUCGUGCAGUUGGAUCCGGCCAUAAAGCUUGUUGACAUAUUGUCACUAGGUGCUUCAGAAUAUGAAAAACUGUUGCUUGGAGCUAACAUAUCCGUUGUCGAUUUUGAUAAUCUCUCUGACGAUCGGUUUACCGCCGUGGCAAGCAACCUCGGUAUUUCCUUGGAUAACCAGUUUGAGAUGAAGACAGAAAAUCAGGAUUACGAAUAUGGCGACCAAUAUGAUGACUAUGUCGUGAAGACUGAAAACGUAGAUGGAGAUGUCCAAACACAAACAGUAACAACAGAUGGGGAAAUGGAUAUAAGUUCAAUGGUGGCCGCUGCGGACAGCCCUGAUAUUGUUGGUAAGGCUGAUCAAAAUAUGGUUGACAACCAGGAAGAUGUGACAGAAGAUACCGAUGAGAACUGCCUGCGGGAAAACAUAGAAUCAAACAAAGUAGAAAAUGCAAAUGAUUUCAGUGAUGUCAGCGAUGCCCCCUUGUCUCAAGACGAUGAAUCAGAAGAGGGUAGAGACUGCAGACGAGAGUUUAGUAGAAAUGGACUUUGAAAGUGUUAGCCAGGAAUCGGUAGACGCCAAGUCCUUACCAGAAUCAUCAGUUAAUGAGAACACUUUGCACGAGUCGGCCAUCGACACAGAGGAGGAAGCUACUGUACAAUAUGCAUCCGCAAUGGAGGAAGAUGACGAGUCGGAUGAACAAAUCAAAUCAUCCAUGGAAAACACAAAUGAUGCAUUGGAUACAUUGGCGAACGAACAGGCAGAACCGAGUGAUCUUGAUACUUCAAGAACUUCCAACAGUGAGCCAAUGUGGGCGUCACAAGGAUUCCAAGUUAUCGAUGAAGUGUAGAUAAAGACACUGUAAAAUAUAUUCAUAGGGUUGUACGAUGUGUUCAUUUCAUUAGUAGAAGAGCACCCUUUAAAAAUGGUAGUAUCGUGAAGAAAUAUCAGUGAUUGAAUUGAUUCCGGGACGGCGCGUUGGGAUGGUUCAAACAUUGAAUGCAUGUUGUAUUCAAGAUGUAUGAAUAUGUAUUUGUAAAUAUGUGACUUUCUUUUGUAAUAUCUUGGAAAUGAUGAGGCAUUAUCUAGAGUUCCAAAGUAAAUGUCAUUCCAACACGCUAUAUUUGGUCCAAGCUUAUUCAUGCAUUUUUUGUAUUUCUCACCACCAUCAAUGCAAGUUACAGUUUAUAAAGGGCAUUUUGUCAUAAGAUGCAUUUGAAAUGAUUAGUGUGUAGGCAUGUGAGAGUCUUAAGCAAUAUCGUAUAGACUUCAUGCUGACCUGCUGACGCUAUGUGUAAGAAUGUGUUUGACAAUACAUCUUAACGUUUGAAUCUGGAUAGUACCGGUAUUUCUGUUCGCAACUUGGUAUAUUUGAUGUCUGAAUGAAAUUUACAAUUAUGUGUUGGAGGGGAUUAUUUUUGUCACAUUGAUUGACAUAUUUGUAAAUAUACAUGUGUAGUGUCUGUAACAUUAUUCUACACUGAUUUACUGGUAAACGUGUAGUACCGGGUAACGUUAAAUCUGCCAACAAAUAAUUUGGUGGAUAGUUUCAAAUUCUUGACUGUAAAAUUUGUCAUGCAUACAUUUGGAAUAAAGAUGUACGUGAAUAGGUCUUUAUCCAUCACGUUAUAUCUGUAAUAUUGAAGGUAGAAAUUGAUUUGUCACGUUGGAAUGCCAAAUAAUAAUACAGAUAUGUUGUACAUUGUGUGUGGAAUGACUAACCAUGUCCAUUUCUCUGUAACUGUAAUGUUAUAUGCUGUUAACGUAUAUGUUUUAGCGGUAUCCUUAUUUUAGCCCUUUUUGCGUUGGAAGCAUUCUGCUAAGAUAUUGCGCUAAUUACGCAUUCAUGUAUACACAUUUUCAAUAGCAAUUAAUGAGUGUGUCAAUUUAUUAUUGUUAAAAUACACAAUGCACUGAAAUUUGAACGCGCCAUUUUUUCACGUUUACAGUAUAUAAAAAUCUUUGCAUUUUCCAUGUAAAAUAUACAUUUAUAGUGCUUUAGUACAAAUGAUGAUAUAUGAAAUGUUGCUCUUUGUUAAUGACAAUUACUACCGUAAUGUUUUAAAAACAUUGGUACCAAAAAUUUCAAUACCUAAUUACUCUCGUUUUUAUUCUUGCAUUUAAAUGAUGUCGUCACCGACCAGGAAUAUAUUUUUAGAAUUUCUGGUAACAGGUGUCCUUUCGUUUUGUUUAUUUUCUCGGUUAAUGUUUAUUUUUCCAUUUACCCCGACAGCCAGAUCUGUUGGGACAGCUGUUUGCGUUCUUCCGUUAUAAGAAAACAGUUGAGUAUUACAGUGUAUAUUAAAUGGUGCUAAUUGAAAAUGAAAUAAGAAACUUUCAGAAAAUCAUGUUUUUCUUGAUGUCAUAACUUCUUACAUGGUACCACUUUCUUCGUUAGAAAACUGCGAAAUCGCUCUAAAAUUAUUACAGUUAAUUUUCGCGGGCGAUACAUGUUAGCAAGAGAUAGUUACGAGCUUCAAUUAUAGAUCUAGCAUUCGUUUAUAUAACUCUUUAUCCAGGGAUGUGAUAUGUUUGUUCGCGAAGUCAACGUUUGAAGAAAUGACUAAAAGUAACUUGAAAGAACGACAGCUGUAGUGUCCGGACAAACACACCCUGUGAUGUCAAAAUUGAGCUUAUAAGUCAAGUCGGGUCUAAAUUGAGUAUAGGUUCACAGAACAAAACGGUAGAAAAAGGCAUACUAUUAUAUUUAUUAAAUUAAAAUUUUGUUCAGGCCAGUGAUUUGAUUGAAAUUAUUUUUGUUUCGGUCAAAUUUCUUUACAUCAAGUUACAAUCGCACGUUGUUCGUUUUUUUGCUCGUGUAUAACGUAUGCAUGCAUGUGCCUGACCAAUAAUUAUAAUGAUCAUUGGAAAUCAUGGAUAAAAUUUUGCUGUUAUCGAAAAUUAAUUCAUUAAUUUUUUUUCUUUUUUUUUUUUUGUAAAAAAUGUUAUUAAAUUGUUAAUGUUAA